Rhizopus microsporus ATCC 52813 is the source of this 2334-nucleotide messenger RNA. RefSeq lists its product as uncharacterized. Gene Ontology annotation, biological process: cristae formation. The transcript is spliced from 3 exons. Gene Ontology annotation, cellular component: MICOS complex. Bases 136 to 1893 code for a protein of 585 amino acids. The record is from RefSeq and is a predicted model, not a curated record. NCBI's taxonomy places the organism in Eukaryota, Fungi, Mucoromycota, Mucoromycetes, Mucorales, Rhizopodaceae.
UGACGUUCGAAGGAUGAAAUGUGAGUGCCAAUGUCUGAGUUUGAUUACAUUUGCCCUGGUGCAAAGAAUCACUGUUCUCUAAUAGAAAGAGAAAAUCUUUAGCUUACUUCCACCCUUUUUUGUAUUUUAAAAGCCAUGUUGAGAGGUGCUUCCAAACUUCGAGCAACAUGCAUAUCGUCUGCGCCUAAAAGAAGCGUAGGCUUGACUGCUUCAAAGAGAUUGUAUACUUCAACCACAACUGAAGAAAUUACCAAUACAGCAACCACAACAAAGGGCUCAUCCGUUGGAAAGAAGCUGUUAUGGCUCACUGCACUUUCAGCCACUGCCUACUCUGGCGCAACCUAUUAUGCCUUAAAGAACGAAGCAUUUCACGAUACUUACACGACCUAUGUUCCCGGUGGAGAAAAACUUUUAGACGCGCUCGAGGACUGGGCAGCCGAUGAGAGAGUGAAGCAUUACUAUCGACAAGCCAAAGACAUGAAGGAUAUGGCCUCCGUCCAUGCAGAAACAGUCAAACGAUUUGCGUCAGAUACAAAGGAAUCAGCCCAAGAUUGGUAUGAAUAUGUCUCGGACGCUAUUGCUCAACUCAAGGGAGAAAAGGCACCACCUACCGUUCCUGGCACUGGCCCUUCUCCUUCAGCCAGACGUAGAAAGUUUAAAAAGGAAGCCCUCUUUGCUAAUGUUAUUCACACCACGGAGGAUCAGCCUAUUCCUCAAUUCACUCCAUCUGAACAAGAUGUCUUGAACGAUUUGGGCAAGACAGUUCAAGAUCUGGUACAGGUGUUGAAUAAUGCUGGUAUGCAAGGAUAUGCCAAGAGAUUAGUUGACCUUGCCUCGAGAGAUAUCGAAUCAUUAGAUAAAGCUUUCAAAUUAAUCAAGGAAGAAGACGACAAGGCUCGUGCAGAGAUUGAAGUGCUCGAAAAGGAACUUGCCACUGUAUCUCAACAUGUUGAAUCUCAUCGUCAAGAAGUGUCAGAGAAGGUCAAGACUCUACAAGAAAAGGAUGAAGCACGUGUUGACAAGUAUAUAAAGACUGUUGAAGCAGAGAUCGCCAAUGAAACCGCCAAGGUCGAUCAGGAACACAGAGAUAUCUUAGCUAAGGAAUUGGCUGCUCAACGUCAACAAAAACUAGUUGAACUUGAAGAGGAAUUGAAGAACAAGGCGAUUGAGAUCCAGGCCAACUAUGUAGAGCAAGUUAAACAGCAGGUUGAAACAGAACGUGGUGGUCGUUUAUCUCAAAUUGAAACUGUUGCUGCCAAACAAACUGAAUUGGAAUCACUUGCUCAAGCAGAUGCCGAACUAUUAGACGACAGUCGUAAAGCACACCAACUUCUUGUCGCUAUUGAUGCCUUAAAGAAGGCUGCUUUGGCCGGUCAACGUACACAAUUCGAAGUAGAACUUGACGCCAUCAAGAAAUUGAGUACAAAGACACCCUUUGCGAAGUUGGGUGAACGUCAGAGUGAUGAAUUACUUCAACUUGUAGCUUCCAGCAUUCAGCAGCAUGUUGCACAAUAUGGUAUUACUUCAUUGGCAGAGCUGUCUGCACGAUUUGAAACUGUCGCACGCGAAGUUCGCCGUGCAGCACUGAUACCUGAUGAAGAUGCUUCCAUGAUAUCACAUCUCUUGUCUAUUAUCUUGAGCAGCCUCAUGUUCAGAAAGAAGGGCCUUGUUCCUGGUGACGAUGUUGAAGCGAGAUUGGCCCGUGCAGAAUAUUAUCUUAAUACUGAAAAGGACUUGGAAAGUGCCGCUAGAGAAAUUAAUCAGCUGACUGGCUGGCCUAAGCGAUUGGCUCUUGACUGGCUUGAUGCUGCUCGUCGCCAUUUGGAAGUAAAACAAGCGUUAGAGAUUAUGAAAUCACAAGCAUCUUUAAUCAGCAUGUUACAAGCAAAUUAGACUUGGUUUUUUUAAUAAAAAGAAAAAAGAACAAUACAAACAAAGGGAAAUCAUCACAUCUUUACCCAUUUGUUUUGAUUGUCAGUAGCUAUGAUUUUUAUUUAUUGGAUUAGUGGGGAAUAUCAUUCAAGUUUUAUUUUGAAAACACAGUUUUAUGAGAGAAUUUUUGAUGAGCUCCCAGUGACACCAGAUAUUUCAACCUCGCAAUGACAGCGAAGAAUGGCUCGUGGUUGUAAAGCAUGCAGAGGAGCCUGUUAUCUUAAAAGCACAGGGCAUACAAUCACCCUGUUUUACUUUCCAAUAGAGAACUGUAGCUUUGCAUGCGAAGCAGGGAGAGUAUAUAUACGUCGUUUACAAGGAAAUGUUAUUGAUCAACUAGGAGCCGCAAGGGUUUCCACGAGAUCAUUAGGCUCCCGAAAUUAUGAUCGGUUUUAUAGAGGG